Messenger RNA from Paramisgurnus dabryanus, 2805 nucleotides. The record is from RefSeq and is a predicted model, not a curated record. Lineage: Eukaryota; Metazoa; Chordata; Actinopteri; Cypriniformes; Cobitidae.
GGUGACGUCACCGGUCCAGUUAUUAUGAGGCUGAUGAGAGUGAAGGAGAUCAGACACACAGCAGGAUCUGAGAGAGACACUGGUUCUGGAUCUGUGAGGGUGAUGAUGAUGAUGGAGAUGCAGUAUAAUAAUAAUAAUAAUGGUUAUGGUGUGGAAGAGUAUAUGUUACCGGAGGAAGAGUGGGACAGAGAUCUGCUGCUGGACCCUGCGUGGGAAAAACAGCAGAGGAAGACGUUCACCGCCUGGUGCAACUCUCAUCUGCGUAAGGCAGGGACUCAGAUUGAGAACAUUGAAGAAGAUUUCAGGAAUGGACUCAAACUGAUGCUGUUAUUGGAGGUUAUUUCUGGUGAAAGACUUUCCAAACCAGACCGAGGAAAGAUGCGCUUUCACAAAAUAGCCAAUGUGAACAAAGCUCUGGAAUACAUCACCAGCAAAGGUGUCAAACUGGUGUCUAUCGGUGCUGAGGAGAUUGUUGAUGGGAAUGUCAAGAUGACUUUGGGAAUGAUCUGGACCAUCAUCCUCCGCUUUGCCAUUCAGGACAUCUCUGUGGAGGAAACCUCGGCUAAGGAAGGUCUCCUGCUGUGGUGUCAGAGGAAAACUGCUCCCUAUAGGAAUGUCAAUGUACAAAAUUUCCAUUGUAGUUGGAAGGACGGUCUUGCGUUCUGCGCUCUUAUCCACAGACACAGACCCGACCUGAUCGACUUUACCAAACUCAACAAGGAUGAUGCUCUUGGAAAUCUGAAUCUGGCUUUGGAAAUUGCAGAAAAACACUUGGAUAUCCCAAAAAUGUUGGACCCAGAAGACAUCAUCAACACACCAAAACCCGACGAGCGAGCCAUCAUGACCUAUGUGUCGUGUUUCUAUCAUGCUUUUGCUGGAGCAGAACAGGCAGAAACAGCAGCAAACCGGAUCUGUAAAGUGCUUGGUGUCAAUCAAGAGAAUGAGAAACUAAUGGAGGAGUAUGAACGACUGGCCAGUGAGUUGUUGGCAUGGAUUCGUCAGACGACGCCCUGGCUUGAGAACAGAUCUCCAGAGAGCACCAUGGCCGUCAUGAGACAAAAGCUGGAGGAUUUCAGAGAUUACCGCCGAAUGCACAAACCGCCCAAAGUUCAGGAGAAAUGUCAGCUGGAGAUCAACUUCAAUACACUGCAGACCAAACUCCGCAUCAGCAACAGACCGGCGUUCAUGCCCUCAGAAGGAAAGAUGGUGUCUGACAUCACAGCGGCGUGGCAGACUCUGAAUCAUGCUGAGAAAGGUUAUGAAGAAUGGUUGCUCAGUGAGAUCAGACGUCUGGAACGUGUGGAACAUUUGGCAGAGAAGUUUCAGCAGAAAGUCGCCACACAUGAGAGCUGGGCUAAGGUAGGAAAAGAUGCGCUGCUACUUCUGAAGGAUUAUGAGAAAGCAUCUCUGACGGAAGUGAGGGCGUUGCUACGGAAACAUGAGGCUUUUGAGAGCGACCUGGCCGCCCAUCAGGACAGAGUGGAACAAAUCGCAGCCAUCGCACAGGAACUCAAUGAGCUGGAUUAUCAUGCUGCAGGUCUGAUAAAUGAUCGCUGUCAGUCGAUCUGUGAUCAAUGGGAUCAGCUGGGGACUUUAACACAGAAGCGCAGAGAAGCUCUCGAGAGGACAGAGAAACUUCUGGAAACCAUUGAUCAACUCUUUCUGGAGUUCUCCAAGAGAUCUUCUCCAUUCAUUAACUGGAUGGAAGGAGCCAUGGAGGAUCUGCAGGACAUCUUCAUGGUUCACUCAGUGGAUGAGGUUCAGAAUCUGAUCUCAGCUCAUGAUCAGUUUAAAAGCACACUACAUGAGGCUGACAGUGAACGUCAGGCCAUUCUGAGCAUUUUUAAUGAGGUACAGAAGAUCGCUCAGAGCUAUGGGAUCUCCAGCAACCUCACAAACAUCUACUGCACCAUCACACCUACACACAUUAACCAGAUGUGGGAGAAGGUGAAGCAGCUGGUUCCUCAGAGAGACAGUGGUCUACAGGAGGAGUUGUCCAGACAGCACAUGAAUGAAAGACUUAGACGUCAGUUUGCAGCGCAGGCCAACAUCAUCGGACCGUGGAUUCAGACACGCAUGGAGGAAAUCGCUCACAGUACUGUGGAUCUGGGCGGAGCGCUGGAAGAUCACAUGACUCAACUUAAACAAUAUGAGCACGUCAUCAUUAACUAUAAACCAAACAUCGACAAACUGGAGGGAGAUCACCAGCUCAUACAAGAGUCACUUAUAUUCGACAACAAACACACCAACUACACUAUGGAGCACAUCCGUGUGGGAUGGGAGUUGCUGCUGACCACGGUCGCUCGUACCAUCAAUGAGAUCGAGACUCAGAUUCUGACACGGGACGCUAAAGGCAUCAGUCAACAACAGCUCAACGACUUCAGAUCUUCCUUCACACACUUUGAUCGAAAGAAAAAGGGAGGAAUGGAGACUGAUGACUUCAGGGCCUGUUUGAUCUCCAUGGGCUAUGACCUGGGGGAAGCAGAGUUUAUACGGAUCAUGUCAUUGGUCGAUCCAAACGGUUCUGGUGUGGUGAACUUUCAGUCCUUUGUGGACUUCAUGACCCGUGAGACAGGAGACACUGACACCGCUGAACAGGUCAUCGCCUCAUUCAGGAUACUGGCUGCAGAUAAGCCGUACAUUCUGGUGGAUGAACUCCGUCGGGAAUUACCCCCGGAGCAAGCGGAAUACUGCAUCUCCAGGAUGCCACCUUACGCAGGACCGGAUGGGGUUCCAGGGGCUUUGGACUACACAGGUUUCUCUACUGCCCUCUAUGGAGAGAGUGACCUCUAGCUGUCUGGAGCA